CUCAUAUUGGUCUUUAUUUUUUUAUCAUUUAAAAUGUUCCUGAAAAAUAAGCUGUAUGCGAUGUUUUUGUGAAUACAAACAUUACGCAGUUGUUUCAUUAUUUGCUGCUUGGAGGACACAAAAGGCAGCAUGUAUAGGAUGAACUCAAAAUUUGAAUAUUUGUGUCAAUUGGCUGCAUUACUUUUGCUUUAUUGUUUGUCGAGAUCGUCAGUCUGUGCAUUCCGCAACUAAUUAGGUCUGUUUUUCACCAUUUAUCAUCAUAAUGCCGUUUGCCGACCUCAUAUCAUCCCUCUCUGAUAAUCCAUAUUUUGGAGCUGGAUUUGGUCUUUUUGGUGUUGGUGCGGGAGCUGCAAUGUUGAGAAAGGGAUCACAAGUUGGCAUGAUCAUGUUCAGAAGACAUUAUAUGAUGACUCUAGAGGUACCAUGCAAGGAUAAGAGCUAUCAGUGGCUUCUUCAGUGGAUCACAAAGAAAGGUGCGAAGCAAACACAACACUUAAGCGUUGAAACCACAUACAGGCAGCAUGACAGUGGCAAGAUAACCACAAACUAUGACUUUAUUCCCAGUGUUGGAGUUCACUUUCUGAGAUACAACAAGACCUGGAUCCGGGUGGAAAGGAACCGUGAGCAGCACACCACUGACUUCCAGAUGGGAGUUCCGUGGGAGACUGUCACACUCACUGCGCUCGGCAGGAACAAACAGCUCUACUUUGAUAUGCUAGAAGAAGCUCGUCAGCUGGCGCUGCGGGAGAACCAGGGCAAGACGCUGAUGUACACGGCGGCCGGAUCCGAGUGGCGCCAGUUCGGCCACCCGCGCCGCCGCCGGCCGCUCGACUCGGUAGUGCUCGACCAGGACAUCAGCGAGCGGAUCCUGGCGGACGUGAACGAGUUCCGCCGCAACCCGGCCUGGUACCAGGACAGAGGCAUUCCGUACCGGCGCGGCUACCUGCUGCACGGACCGCCCGGCUGCGGCAAGUCCUCCUUCAUCACAGCGCUGGCCGGCGAGCUCGGCUUCAGCAUCUGCGUGCUGAACCUGUCGGAGCGCGGCCUGAGCGACGACCGGUUGCACCACCUGCUGGCCGUGGCGCCCACCGAGAGCAUCAUCCUGCUGGAGGACGUGGACGCCGCCUUCGUCAGCCGCGAGGACACCGCGCAGAUGCGUGCUGCGUACGAGGGUCUCUCCAGAGUCACCUUCAGCGGUCUGCUCAACUGCCUGGACGGCGUGGCCUCAACAGAGGCGCGCAUUGUGUUCAUGACGACCAACUACCUCGACCGGCUGGACCCGGCGCUGAUCCGACCCGGCCGGGUCGACGUCAAGGAGCUGGUCGGCUACGUGACGCCCUAUCAGCUGCGCCAGCUGUUCCUGCGCUUCUACCCCGGCCAGACGGCGCUGGCUGAGCGGUUCGUCGAGGCGGCCGGACGGCUGGACCGACCGCUAAGCGCCGCAGCCGUGCAGGGACACUUCAUGCUGUACAAAGAGGCGCCCGAACAGGCGGUGGCAGCUGUCGCCGAUAUGGGGGCGUCGUGACCACUGUGUGGCCGGGAGGGGGGAGGUGUGAUUCUAGAGACCUCAGCUGAAUGACAGUGUGAAUGUUGUUUUGUAGGUAUUUUUAUUGUUGAACUUGUUUGUGUAUGUAUCAGUGUUAAAUAAUGUAAUAAAUGACGUCGAACUUUGA
Molecule: messenger RNA, 1673 nt
Organism: Amphibalanus amphitrite
Lineage: Eukaryota; Metazoa; Arthropoda; Thecostraca; Balanomorpha; Balanidae
Gene: Bcs1
Product: mitochondrial chaperone BCS1-like
Exons: 6
Coding region: 263-1525 (420 amino acids)
Biological process (GO): mitochondrial respiratory chain complex III assembly; protein insertion into mitochondrial inner membrane from matrix
Cellular component (GO): mitochondrial inner membrane
Molecular function (GO): ATP hydrolysis activity; ATP binding
Source: RefSeq, a predicted model, not a curated record